Molecule: messenger RNA, 5460 nt
Organism: Adelges cooleyi (spruce gall adelgid)
Lineage: Eukaryota; Metazoa; Arthropoda; Insecta; Hemiptera; Adelgidae
Gene: Plc21C
Product: 1-phosphatidylinositol 4,5-bisphosphate phosphodiesterase classes I and II
Exons: 18
Coding region: 395-4003 (1202 amino acids)
Biological process (GO): lipid catabolic process; phosphatidylinositol-mediated signaling
Molecular function (GO): calcium ion binding; phosphatidylinositol-4,5-bisphosphate phospholipase C activity
Source: RefSeq, a predicted model, not a curated record
AGUCGCGACACGACCAGCCAGUCAACCGCAUACCUCCGCUAGUGUUCGUACGUUUCCGUGUGAGCUCUCAGUUACGUGAUUGUUCUGUUAUCAGGUACAAUAUGUGUGCUCGUAUAAUUUGCUUACAUUUUCGUUAUCAAUUCAUUUUGAAUAUGGUACGCAAAGUGGUGUUGUAAAUGAGCGUGUACAGUACACGGAUAUUUGUUCACAAGCUAUGGUGUCGCGGUCGUCCGCGCAUAAAAAAUGUACGGCAAACACGAAAUUACGCUAAGCAAAACACUAUGAUCGAAUCAACGUGGGAGACGUCGGUUAAACGACCAGUUUAACCCAGUUUGAUAGCCUGAAAACAAUAGUUGACUGAACGAUAAGUCCGAGAAGGUUGUCGUAAAUCAAAAUGACAGCUUUGGACGUGCCCCGGGAACUUUUGGAAGGCGAAAAAGUUGUAAAAUGGGACGAUGAAAGCGGCGUUGGACUUCCGGUAACACUUAAAGUUGACGAACGUGGAUUUUUUUUAUACUGGCUUGAUCAGAAAAAAGACUACGAAGUGAUUGACAUGUCAACGAUACGGGACACUAGAACGGGAAAAUUCGCCAGAGUUCCAAAAGACGCGAAAUUGAGAAGUGUCGUGUGCAUGGGGUCCCAAGAGCCAUUGGGCGAUAAAACGAUUACCGUAGUCGUGGCCACGGAUUUUGUGAACGUGUCGUUCAUUAAUUUCUGUUGCAACAAAAAACAAACGGCCCAACUUUGGACAGUCAAUAUUUUAAAACUAGCACUGAACUUAGUACAAUUAAAUUGGUCACCAAUGUCGUUUUUGUAUAAAGCCCAUACCAAAUUAAAUUUACUAGUCGACAAAAACGGCAAGAUACCAAUAAAAAACAUUCUCAAAACGUUUGCACAAAGUAAAGAUGAUAAGAAAAAAGUAGAAAAAGCUCUCGAAUCGUCUGGGUUACCAUCCAAUAAAAAUGAUGUUGUCAGUCCAUCAAAAUUUACGUUUGAAGAUUUUUUUACCGUCUACAAAAAUCUUACUGCACGUUCUGAAGUUGCACAACUAUUUGACGACGUAUGCUGUGGAGACAAUAGUGCUAUUGUUAAGAAAAAAGUAAUGUCUGUUGAUCAAUUCGUUUAUUUUCUAAAUCACACCCAAAGGGAUCCUCGUCUAAACGAAAUACUUCAUCCGUAUGCUAACGCGGACAGAGCAAAAGAUUUGAUUUGGGAAUUUGAACCGAACAAACAAAACGCUCAGCGGGGUCUGUUAAGCUUCGACGGUUUUCUCAAAUACCUAAUGAGUGCGGACAAUCCCAUAGUUUCUUCGUCCACACUUGAUCUAAACAACGACAUGGAUCAACCGUUAUCGCAUUACUUUAUAAAUUCAUCGCAUAACACAUACCUUACAGGCCACCAGUUGACCGGCAAGUCAUCUGUAGAAAUAUAUAGACAGUGUCUGCUAUCAGGAUGCCGGUGUGUCGAAUUGGACUUGUGGAACGGUAAGACUGACGAGCCGGUAAUUGUGCACGGUUACACUUUUGUACCUGAAAUAUCAGCUCGGGAUGUAAUAGAAGCCAUAGCAGAAUCGGCAUUUAAAUCAUCGGACUAUCCUGUCAUAUUAUCAUUUGAAAACCAUUGUAAUACAAAACAACAGGCAAAAAUCGCACAGUACUGUCACGAAUAUUUUGGGAAUAUGUUACUAGAAGAACCAUUAAUUUCUCAUAAAUUGGAAUCCGGUGUCUCUUUGCCACCACCUUCUAUGUUAAAAAACAAAAUUAUUAUAAAAAACAAAAAAAAACACCAUCAUCACCAUAAAAAACCCACAGCCAGUGUUGUUUUGGAGCCUGCCACAUCUGCAACUCUUGUGCUGGGAAACGGAGAAUUGCCUCGUGGACCAAUUCGACAGCCGAGCAAAGACAGUACUAACCAAGAUGAAGAUGAAGAUGACGACGAGGACAGUAGUAGUGACACAGACGGCGAAGAAGACGAAGCGGAUAGAUCCGUCGAUAUAAAACUUGUUUUACAGGGUAAACCUCUUGUUGACAAAGUAUCUAGUACAAGAGAAACUGAAGCUGGCACAGAAAUAUCAGUUCUUGUCAAUUAUUGUCAGUCGGUGCAGUUCACGUCAUUUGAAAACGCAGAGAAAAAAAAUCGAAGCUACGAGAUGUCAUCGUUCGACGAAAAACAAGCAAUGACGCUAUUAAAAGAACGACCCAUGGAAUUUGUCAAAUACAAUAAACAACAAUUAAGUCGCGUGUACCCAGCAGGUACCAGAUUCGAUUCGUCAAAUUUCAUGCCACAAGUAUUCUGGAAUGUGGGCUGCCAGCUGGUCGCUUUAAAUUACCAGACUUUGGAUGUAGCGAUGCAAUUAAAUUUGGGUAUAUUCGAGUACAACAUGCGGAGUGGUUACUUGUUAAAACCAGAGUUUAUGAGGCGUAAGGACCGUACGUUUGACCCUUUUGCCGAGUCCACCGUGGACGGCAUAAUUGCUGGAACGCUUACUGUCGAAGUUAUAUCUGGUCAAUUACUCACUGAUAAACGUGUCGGUACUUACGUGGACGUCGAAAUGUACGGUUUACCUGCUGAUACCGUUCGAAAAAAAUUUCGAACACGCAUUGUACCGGCCAACGGUAUUAAUCCUGUGUACGGAGACGAGCCUUUUGUAUUUAAGAAGGUGGUUCUCCCUGAACUGGCUUCACUGCGGUUAGCCGCAUUCGAAGAAUCUGGAAAGCUCAUAGGUCACAGAGUUAUUCCCGUUGUAGGCCUUUGCCCGGGUUACAGGCAUGUGGUCUUGAGAAACGAAAUGGGACAGCCGCUACCUUGUGGGUCGUUGUUUUUAAAAAUCGUCGUAAAAGACUACGUGCCAGACGGGUUAAGUGAUUUUGCCGAAGCCUUGGCUAAUCCUAUUAAAUUCCAGUCAGAUUUGGAUAAGCGAACAAAACAAUUAGCCGUUUUCGCUGAUGAAAUGGAUCAAUCGAUAGAUUGCACCGAUGUAAAUUUUGUACCAGAGCAAGAUGCGAAACCAGUAGUAGUUACUCGUCACCAGUCGAGUUAUCCCGACUUGACCGUAUCCAACAUUAGUGCCACGCUCCCAGCUCAAAGAUCAAUAACAGCCAAUCCCUUAACAACCGCCGAUUAUCCAGUAAAUGACGAUUUCCGAAUUGGACCAAAAGGAGCACAAAGAAACCCAUUGAUAUCAACUGGUUCUCUGGGCGAAAACAUUGUGGCCGAGUCAUUGGUGCAGUUGAUGGAAAACAAAUUGGUUAAGGAAAAGAAAACGGAACUCGAGAAGAAAAUGGAGACGCUUCGAAGAAAACAAAGUAAAGAAAAACAUCGAUUACAAAAUUCGAAAUCAUCAAAUGAUACAGACCGAGCUCGAAUGUCCAAAUUUUCAAUGAGCUCUCGAUUCGUCAAACGAUUGUCUAUUAAAAACAUACAGGAGAGCAUUCUGCAGAACCAUCACGAGGCGUCUGAGUCAUCUGAAUGUGAUACAGAUAAUUCUAGUAGUUCCAUGCCGAGGAUGUCUAGAAGUCAAUCGGAGAAGUUAUUGGCAAUAGAGAAAGAACACAUUAUACAAGAACGAAAUCUACAGGAAAAAUACAAUGAUAUAAUAUUUUCUUCGAUAGAAAAAACGAUGCGUGCUUCACAGUCAAAUCAGAUAAAAAUGUUGCGAAUACUAUUAGACAAAGAGACAGCUGAAGUGAUGAAAAAAUUACAAGACCAAAGAAGACACGAAAUGAAAUCGUUAGCCAAAGUCCACAAAGAUAAAGACGAAAUUGGAAGAAUUAAAAGAGAAGUAUCUAGUUCGAUGGUGGAAAAAGGUGUAAAUGAGCGGUUGCGCCUAGCACAGUUGUAUGAAAAAAAUACUGAAGAACUAGAAAAACAACAUGAAGAAAUUAGACAAAACUUUGAUGAUCUCAAGACUAAAACAAAAUCUGAGCUGAUCAAAGAAUAUGAAACUAAACUUCAAAACAUUGAAUACGGUAUCGAACAACAUUUAAAGGUUGAAUUGAAAUAGUACAUGUGAAAUUAUCAAAAAAUGUAUAAUAACUAUAAGUACAAUAAGUAUACCAAGUAAUUGUAGUAAUCAAGGGCAAUAAUUAGUAAAUAACUAUACAUUAAAUUUGAAAGCAUAUUUUUGCGCUAAUUUAAGUGUCGAUCUAAAAGACUGAUCGAUUUUAAUUUGCUAUUUAUUAAUAAUUAGCGAUUUACAUUAUUUUUUGUUAAGUUCAAAAUUGUAUAUCGUAUUGCUACCUAUAAAUUAUAAUUAGGUAUAUUUUAUUUAAAUCAACCAGUAGUGCCUACCAUGUUUGUUAUGUUUAAAAAACAAUAUUUGUUGUAGUAAAAAAUGAACCAUUUGUUUUUGUGAUAACUUUGUAACGUAUAAUUGUUUUUUUAUGAGUCAUUAAACAUUUUAUGAAUUGUGAUAAUCGUUCUAUCUAAAUCUUUUAAUAGUAUUUAGAUAUUCCAUAAUAGGUACAGACUACAGCUACUUGCCUAACUACUCUUAUAAAACUGACAAUCAGUCUUUUAAUUACGCACCUAUAAUAACAAGCUCUAAUUUUUAACAAUUACCAAGUAUUUAGUGAUAAAAAUAUUAUAAUUGGUAUUCAUUUUCAAGUGGUUAGUACCAUGUUUUUUUAUUGACUGUUCUUUAAGUUAUUGUUACCUAUUAUUAACAAUUAAACUAUGUAUGUAAGCUGUGUAGUUGUAUGUUAAGAUUUGGUUUAUUUGCUUAAUUAUUUUCCAUAUUGUAUAAUACGUAAUUCAAAGAUCGCAAUUAAACAACACAUCUUUAAAUGCAUUUUAAAAUUCCAAUUUUUAACCAAUGGCUACCAAAAUUUGUACUGUACACUCACUACAGCAUUAAAAUUUAUAUUACAUAGUAGGUAUCUAUAAUAUGUAUGUUUUCCCUUUUUAGUUACUUUUGUAUUUAUAAAAAAUACAUUUUUUUAUAGCAUGAGAUUAAUUAAAAAACGUUUUACACCUAUUUUUUUAAAUUAAUUGUUAUCAGUUUUCUAUAAAUUACCUAAACAACGAUUGAAUGGUCAUUACUGUUAAGUGCUAAAUAGUUUUGACAUUUACCGAUUUUAAUCAUUUUGAAACACUUGCCAUUCAAAAAUACUACAGAUUCAAAACAUAUAUGUGAUAAAUAAGGAAAUUAAAAAGUAUUUAAUUAUUAUUUAUCAUAAUAUUACAAAACAUACAUUUAAUUUAUAUUACUGAUGUGUGCAGGGAAUAUAAGUUGCAUUUAGCAUUCCCAUUGGUGUUAUCAUUUUAAGCCCACUUUACAGUUCUUUUUUUUUUUGAAAACCAUAUAAUAGUAAAGUUUACAACUUAACUAAAGUUGAAAAUUAAUUUUUGUUUUUUUAUUAUAAUACAUAGAUUUAUAUAAUAAAGAUUUUAUACUAGACGUUUUAUAGAAUGGAUUAUUUUUUGGAAAAACACUGUAUGUAAAUACUAUUAACAGGUGUU